AUGGAGGAGUUUUACAACAACCCGUUCCGCCAUGACCCGGCAGUGGAUGACGUUUGCUACGCCAGCGUGCAGUUCCCCUCAAUGACAGCCUCGAACACGGGGACGGAGAGCUGCAGGGAAAGGGAUUUCUUCUCUAUUUCCUCGGCCCUCCGUUUCCAGACGCAGUUGAGCGAAGCACUUCGAGCCAACAGCACGCUUCGAAGCACCUACGAGGCCCACAUUGAGACGCAGCGGAACGAGAUUGACCGCCUCAGCGUGGAGAACAACGAGCUGCAGAUGAAGCUGACAAGGCUGGAGGCGCAGCUGCGAUCCCUCUUGUUGGAAAAGGAUUGCUCGACAAUGGCGUACAAGCGGGAGGUUGAGAAGAACGCGUUACUAGAAGAAAAAGUUGGGUGUUUAGAGGAGGAGCUGAACUCACUGGAGCGACGCACACGUGAGCUGAGGGCUGCGUAUAACAGGACCCCGCAGCAGACGGAUGGGUGUGAGACAACUUCUUCUCGGAUCCGCCCCAAUCUACUUCAGCAACAGCGGGAGAACCAUUAUACAGAACAGGGGACGCCAUCAUCAUUAGUGAGUGGGAGUGAUUUACACUCACCGAAGUCACUUUUAGAGUCGGAGCGUAAUAAUCGCUCGGGCGAGAAGCAGAAAUGGCGGGUUGCAGAGGAGGCCGCUGCAUCUUGGCGAACGGAGACCGCAACCAGCAUGAAAACAGGAUUGGGAGGGCGGACCCCGAAGCCGUGCUCAAAGGUCACGCCGUACCCCACUCAAGUGAUGGAUGAGGAGAACGAUGUCGUUGUUAAGGAAUUAGAGAAGCGACUGCUGCGGGAAUGUCAAACGAGGGACGAGAUUGAAAAGCGGUUGCAGAAGAUGGAGUCGACAAGGAUUCGCUCCGGCUCCGAGAGGGCGAAGAAGAUUGCACUUGAGAGGGAAUUUAUUGCCGCCCAACGAGCUGUAGGAGAAACCCGAAUGAGGCUUCGGGAGCUUUCCGCACUGGUACGAUGA
Molecule: messenger RNA, 1002 nt
Organism: Trypanosoma cruzi
Lineage: Eukaryota; Euglenozoa; Kinetoplastea; Trypanosomatida; Trypanosomatidae
Exons: 1
Coding region: 1-1002 (333 amino acids)
Source: RefSeq, a predicted model, not a curated record